Molecule: messenger RNA, 2165 nt
Organism: Punica granatum (pomegranate)
Lineage: Eukaryota; Viridiplantae; Streptophyta; Magnoliopsida; Myrtales; Lythraceae
Source: RefSeq, a predicted model, not a curated record
CUUCAUUGCACUCCUUCCACAAACCAAUCACGACCAUACGAUAAAGAGAACAGAUCAACUCUGUCCUAAACAACAGCACCACGCGUGAAGUACAAUCAGAACUCGUUUCCCAAAAACGAUAAAGAGAAUGUCUGACGAAAUAAGCGACUAGGAUCAGAUGUAUCAGGUACUAUUAUACUUUUUUUUUUCGAAGAGGAAGGAAAACGGGAGAAUUGAGCGCUAAAAGAGAAGACUACUAGAAGAGGUGAGAACAUGGAGGAGAUCUCGAUUAACAUUAUCGAAAAGCUGGGUCAGUUGCCUCCCGCUAAGCCAACGAGUUAUAUAUUUAAGGUUCAUCACGAACUACGUGCUGCGAAUAAAGAGUUGUACGAGCCUGUGUUGCUUUCAAUUGGACCAUACUAUCAUGAUAAACGCAAGAGUCAACUUCAAUAUAUGGAACAACAUAAGUUGCGCUACCUAAACGAUCUGCUUAAACGAAAGGAGGAACAAGGAUUUGUGACUGGAUUUUACCAAGUAAGGGAGUGUCUUGGGGUUUUGGAAGAAUUGGAAGAUGAGGCUCGUGGUUACUAUGCGGAUCCCGUUGCUCUUGAGAAAAAUGUCUUCCUAGAAAUGUUGUUGCUCGAUGGCUGCUUUAUCAUUGAGCUGUUCCGUAAAGCUACAUGGAAACGCGAAAGAGAAACGGACCCUCUCCUUAAAGCUGGUUGGGUACGUCUGUCCUUAAGGAGAGAUUUAAUGCUACUUGAAAAUCAAAUUCCAUUCUUUGUUCUGGAGCGUCUACAUUCUAUGAUUGGUGAUCUGCCUGGCCCACUCUACCUUAUUCGGAGGGCCUUGAGGUAUCUCCCAGUAUAUGGGUACUUACGUUCAGAUGUAGGCCUACUUGAACGGAAAAAUGCAGUGCAAAGCAUCAACAAUCUUCUCUCGCCUAAAUCUACAUUUGGAGGUAGACGACUAAACCGAGAGAAACUCCGAGAUAUUAAGCAUAUUUUGGAUCUUGUCCGCAAGUUCAUGUUGGUUGAGGAGAUCUUGGAAAUGAAAGCUGAAAGUGUCUCACAUCCCCAGCAAGGGCAGAGUAUCAAAAAGUACAUUUUGGAUCUUGUCCGCAAGUUCAGGCUGGUUAAGGAGAUCUUGGAGAUCUUGCAACGGCAGAGAGCAUCGACAGAAUCCACUUCUGUGAGGAUCAAAAAGUACAAAUAUUCUGCCACAGAGCUGCGUGAUUUAGGAGUUAGAUUUAACGGUGCUAAGAAAAGCAAAUUUUAUGAUAUCACAUUUGAAAAUGGGCUUUUAGAUAUUCCACUCAUCCAAAUAGACGAUGCUACAGAAGGGCGAUUUCGAAAUUUAAUCGCAUAUGAAGAACAUUGUGUCGGAGAAAAUAAAUAUGUAGGAGACUACAUGAGUUUCAUGGACGGUCUGGUAAAUACCCCAAAGGAUGUUGAGCUGCUUCGGCACUACGGGAUAAUCGAAAGCUUCAUGGGUGAUGAUGAAGUUAUUGCUACCAUGUUCAACAAUAUGUGCAAACAUAGGAUACUGUCGAGCUCCUACUAUGCACAAAUAGUUGACAAACUGACGAAGCACUGCAGCAAGAAGCGACAUGUUUGGAUGGCGAUGUUAAGGAGAAAUCAUCUUAGCAGCCCGUGGGCAAUCUUGUCAGUUCUAGCGGCAUUGAUCCUACUCAUCUUAACUAUCACACAAACUGUCUACACUGUUCUCUCAUUCUACAAUUCAAAUUAGGUAUCCAAGUCAUGGCGUGUUACUUUGCCUACAAUAUUUUGAAACGCCUUUUGGGACUAUAAGGCUUGUAAAUCUUUCACCAUUGCUUGCUUGUGUGAGUUCUUUCCCUUGAAUGUGCUGGUCUUGCCGCCGAUUCACAUCAUUCCCAUCGGAUCUGCAACAUUGCAUUACUUCUGCAGCCGUCUGUGCCUAUGCCAUCACCCGCUCGUCCUGCUCUAAUAAGCGAAUUCACCAUUAUUAGAGUCUUAGACAUUCACGAGCCCCACAUGCCUCGUCUUGCUACCUUUUUCUUCUCACAUUUGUUUUUGUCAGUGUUAUUAGAACCGGACCGGAUAUCGAACCGGCCGUAGUAUGAGUUAAUGGGUUCAACCGGGAUUCAAUGGGUCGGACCGCAUGUUUAAUUAUAAAAUAAAUAAAUAUUUAUUAUUUUAAGAAAA